CGAUCUCCUCCGAGAUCGCUGACAUCAUCGAUGAGCGCGUCUUCUUCUCCUAGGAGCCCACGCGUGUCGCUUUGCUAGCCGGCUAAUUCGGCUGCGCGACCCGUCUUUAUAGCUUCAUUCGUCAUGAAGAGCCGCAUCGGCCUCAUCCAGCGAGUGGCCAAGCAUGCUGCCCACAGUGCGCACAGACAAGCUGUUGUCGACGUCCAGCGCGGAUUGACCAAGACUUACAAGGACCUCCUCGACGAUUCUGUCUUGUUGGCCCGCCGCAUGCAAUCCAAGCACGGCCAUGGUGGUCUUGCUGAAGCGCGAGUGAUCAGCCUGCUCAGUCCCGGCUACCCUUGGGUCAUCACCGCGCUUGCGACCUACCUCGCAGGCGGUGUCCAUGUGCCACUGCUCCACACCAAUCCUGCAGCUGAAUGGGCCUAUAAUGUGAAGGACACUGGUGCGAGCAUGAUAUGCCUGGACGGCCAGGAUGGCGAUCAGGUCGAAAAGGCAAGCAAGCUCAUCAGCGAGCACGACGUCGAAGCUGGACAGCUGUUCAAGAUCAAUGAAGCAGGUCCCUCGGAUGACCUACCCGAAUUGACCGAUGUCGCGCCGGAUGCGCGGGCUUUCAUAUUGUAUACGUCCGGCACGACAGGCAAGCCAAAGGGUGUCGUCUUUUCGCACGAACAGAUUGCGUCUCACCUCGAGGCAAUGGAAGAAGCAUGGCAAUGGUCGUCAAAAGACAAGAUACUACACUGCCUGCCACUUCACCACGCACACGGAAUCGAAAACGCCCUCCUUACCGCACUUUGGGCAGGCGCAACCGUAGAAAUCAUGCCUCGCUUCGAUCCUCAGGCGAUCCUUGACCGGUGGCAAGAUCAACGACGGGACCUGACUCUUUUCAUGGCCGUGCCGACCAUAUAUUCUCGUCUGCUUCAGACUGCGGCAAAGGCAACGGACCAGCAGCGAAAGGAUCUGCGCGCUGCAUGUGACCAAUUCAGGCUUCAGAUAUCAGGCUCUGCGCCUCUGCCUACGACAACAAAGCAACGAUGGAAAGAGUUUAGCGGCUGUACACUGCUCGAACGGUACGGCAUGAGCGAGACAUCAAUGAUUCUGUCAUGCGGCAUCGACAUCGCCACUCGCAUUGACGGACACGUUGGGCACCCUAUGCCCCGCCAGCAAGUCAGACUCUGGAAUGAAGAUCAGCAACAGGACGUCACAGAUCGACUCGACACCCCUGGUGAGAUCCAAAUCGCCGGAGCUUCUGUUUUCAAAGAGUACUGGCAGAGGCCGGAAGCUACCGCAAAAGAGUUCACUUCAGACGGCUGGUUCAAGACGGGCGAUCUAGCACAACGCUCGAGCCAAUUUGAUGGCUCUUACAGGAUCCUCGGCCGCAACAGUACGGACAUCAUCAAGUCUGGAGGGGAGAAGAUCAGUGCUCUGGAAGUAGAACGUGCUCUGCUCGAUCUGAAGUACGUCAAGGAUGCCGCAGUCGUGGCAGUGCCGGACGACAAGUGGGGCGAGGUUGUGGGCGCGGUGCUGGUGUUGACAGCGUCGAGCCAGUCCAUCGAUAUCAAGUCUCUGAGGCAAGAUUUGCGCCAAACUCUGGCUGCAUACAAGCUGCCCCAGAGAAUUAAGAUCUACGACGAGAUUCCACGCAAUGCAAUGGGUAAAGUGCAAAAGAAGCCGCUUUCACGCACUGCUUUCCCGCCAAGCAGUCAGACAGCAAAGCUAUGACAGGAUGCUGCUGCAAAUAGAGUGUACAACAUAUCACCGAAGCAGAACGACAACAGUCACUCAUGCCGGGUCUGGUUUGCUCGCCUGAGGUGGUGGACAGCAGCUUCCGUCCGCACAGUCAGCCGACACGCACUGCACGUAGCAUGAAUCCUGGCCAAGAUUGCAUCAGCAUAGAAGACCUCUUAUGCACAGCAACUCACGUCGACUGCUUCGACUUCGCUCAGGGUUGCUAGCUGGCCGACGGUUGGCUUUGUGGGCCUUAUCCUCUGCUCGCCUAUUAUUUCGGGCUGUAU
Messenger RNA from Mixia osmundae IAM 14324, 2012 nucleotides. RefSeq lists its product as uncharacterized. NCBI's taxonomy places the organism in Eukaryota, Fungi, Basidiomycota, Mixiomycetes, Mixiales, Mixiaceae. Gene Ontology annotation, molecular function: medium-chain fatty acid-CoA ligase activity. Gene Ontology annotation, biological process: fatty acid metabolic process. The transcript is spliced from 8 exons. The record is from RefSeq and is a predicted model, not a curated record. Bases 124 to 1719 code for a protein of 531 amino acids.